AUGUGGUAUGGAAUAAAUAAGAUGUCCGAGGAGACAUUAAGUUAUCUGAGUUCUUCGGCAACACCUCAUCCUUCUCUGUACAAAACUUUACGAUAUAGUCCUAGUAAUGAACAUGGUGAAAAAAGUUUGUCUCAUAAUUCACCCGAAGGCCAGGUUCUUCGUUUAGUUGACGCGUUUCAAUGUCCAUUUAAUAACGAUCUUAGGGAAUGUGAAUCCCCCCAAAUCCCUAUGGUGUCAGCUAUGUGCAAUCGUUUGGUCCGAUCGGACAUAUUAUCUGGAUUUGUUGAUAGAUCUGAGUUUUACCAUCCAAAAGUACUAAAUAACAACGAAAGACCGGCAGUUCCUGAAGUAGUUUCUUGUGUUGGCCUUCGGUUCAGUGUGUUAACUCCACAGUUUUAUUUGAUGCGUAAACGAGUGCAUAUUGAUGUAGUUCCAAAGACUCCGGAUGGAGGACAUAUAGACUUUCGACAAAUUUCUGCAGAGGAAAUUGAGUUUGACUCUGAAAUAACAAUAAAGUCAUCACUGCUGCGAGAAUGUAAACCAGGCAAUGUUUGGUUUGAGGAAGGUGAUUCGGAUGACGACGAUAACAAGCCAAAAUUCGUUGCUCGUAAAUCUAUGGAUCUUCGUAAAAUACGUUCAGAAAAAGAUAGGUUCCAAGCCAUCUGUUCUAGUCCUAUGGUGGACUCUCGACCUCGAAGACUAAGUUACUCAAAGUCUUUUAGUGAAGGUGUGUUGGAUCCCAGCAACUCCAAAACUCCAUUGCGUUUACCUAAAUACGAUGAUCUUGUCUCAUCAGCAUCUCGCCGCCUCUCUCGCAUAAUAAUCAAUCGUCGAUUCUCUUUAUUGGAAACGAACCACAACGACCUAUCUGUUGGGGGUUCGCAGUUAAAAACCACAACACCUAUCACCAAGUACGAAAAACAAAGAGUUAAGAAAAAAUGUUCGUCUACUUCAGAAGAAAAAGAGAAUAUCAAACCAUCAAAUAACGAUAUCGUAAUAGCUACUCCUGUAUCAAAAGAAGUUGUUGAUGAUAUUUCAAACUCUUCCGUCCAUGAUCCAUGCUCUGUAUCUGAAUUUCGUGUGCUUGCAGACAUGGAAACAGCGCGACUACUUGCGUUAUGCGGAGAUUGGAAUUGUGUUCUAUCCGAGGAAUGUGAUAAUAUUCCAGAAAAAGCACUUGACUCAAUCAGGGCAACCGUUGGGAAAUGUCAAUUAUUGUUGCAGAAAAAGUUGCCAUUUUUCAAAAGCCUAAUUGAAAUGGCAGAAACAAGCCUUGGGAAAUCUGACACACUGUCGAGUAGCGCAACAACACCGGAAGCCACUAUAAAUGAUCUCUUAGGUUAUUGGACCUUAGUAGCUGAUGAAAUCAGUUUGUCCGAUAGUGCUUUCGAACGUCUACGUGUUUGGCGUGAUGAGUUACAUUGGUCAAUUGAUCAGUGUCCUGUUACCCCAGCCAGAUCACAAAUUGUUAAACGACGUGGUCGUUUAUCUAAACAAAUAAAACGCUUACCAACUCCAAAGAGUAGUAAAUCCAGAAAGUCUCAAUCUGUCAGUGAUGAAGUUCUGAAUACGGAUAAUGUAAAUCCCUCUCUUUCAAAAAAGCUAGGUUCAACUGUUAAAGCAACCAAGGAUGUACAGAAAAAGCCGGCGAAGUCUAGAUUUGCUGAAUUUCUGCGAGCUAAGAAGGCACUAACAGCGGAAGUGACACAUACUGAUCAUGGUCAACAUCAAUCUUAUCACCAAAGUGAAAAUAUUAUUGAUACACUCUCGCCUCUUGGUUUACAUCCAGUUGAUAAGAAUUUCACUAUUCAAAAAUAAUAGAGAAAUAAAAAAUUAACAUAUUUUAUUUUGACUGGAUUGUACAAACAAUUACUAUUUAUUUUACAGUUGUUAGUCAUGAUUGUUAACUGACUGACUGACUGACAUUUUUGUAAACCAAAAAUCUAUCUCUGUCUCUUACUUUCUCUUUCCAUCAGUUUAUUGUUCUCUUACUAAACGUUUAUUCUCUGCUUUUGCCUCGUUGUCGUUUAUGUUAUUUCUAGUCAUUAUUGUUACCAUUAUCAUUACUGCUUAUUGUUCAUCCAUAUUAUGUUUUAUUGAUAUAUGGUUUGAAAAAAUUAGAUACGUUAAUAUCAUUAAUAUAAAAACAUACAAUGAAAUAUACUUUACUAUUAU
Molecule: messenger RNA, 2175 nt
Organism: Schistosoma spindalis
Lineage: Eukaryota; Metazoa; Platyhelminthes; Trematoda; Strigeidida; Schistosomatidae
Source: the annotation of a GenBank genome assembly